AUGGUGCGAGAGAUACUGCAUCUCCCAGAUGGGCAGACAUUUACGGUCUCAUCCGUCUUUGGCGGCCUGAGCUUCAAGAGCCAUGAGAUGAAUACGCACCACCACGCCUUCCCGGCAGGGUGGACAAUCAUCCUCCACACCGAGAACGGAAAGGCAGGUGGCAAGGAUGACAACGGCAACGGCGGCGAUGGCAAGGCAGCCGAGGACGACGACGAUCUCCCGCCCGCUCUCAGGUCCAGUACUCGCAUUCUGCCAUUCGAGACGCCCACGCUGCGCAAUGACGCCUUGUUCAUCUCGACCAUCUCCAACCCUGCAGACAGCGAGUUCAAACCGGCCGCAAGCCCCACGCGUCAGAUCGCCAUGAUGUUGUGGGUCACGCUGUACUGGUAUUUCCACCAAACCGAGCCGCGCAUGGCGCUGGACACGGAGCCGAGCCGCCUCACCCCGGAGGAGGCCAAGCCCCGCGGAGAAUGGUCGGUGCGCGUCAAGCGUGAUGGCAUCCUGCGCGGAAGGAACCUCAUCCCCAAGUUGGAGCGCAUGGGCCUCAUCGCCAGCGCCGACACGGCCGUGGGCACGCACCCUGACGAUGACGCGGACGGAUGGACAGACAUGUUUGUCUCGCGACGCAUGUUCUGGCAGAUCCCGCCCGGCCUGUUCCUCUUCACCCUGGCCCGUGCCAGGACUUACUCCUCUCACCCCGGGUCGCCAAACUCUAGCAGACCAGCUUCCCCGACUCGCGAGUCGAAGCUCCACCCCCUCCAUCGCCAUACGGCCUCCCUCGAGAUCACCAGCUCAUCGCAGUCGGCUCUCCAGCGUUUCGAGAACGACCUUCCCGGUGCCCCCGUGCCGACGGGCCCGGUAAAUAGCCCUGGCUUCCCCGUAGGACCGUUCUACUCCUCGUCCCACCUGCCGACGUACUACCCGCCGCCGCCGCCGCAGUACAGGAUGACGGACGGUAUCCGACACCCUCUCCGCCCCAAGCCCCCGCGCAUGGGCGAGACGUUCUACUCCCGCUUCGUCCCUAGCGUGGGGCAGUACCUCUCCUUCCGCGUCGCCUCCUCGUCGCCCAAGCCCGUCCCGCAUCUGGGUCCCGUGGGCCCUGACCCCCCACAGGAGCACCAGCACCUGACCGGCCUCAGCGAUACCGCCCUCAUGCGGAGAUGGCUGUCCAACCCCCGCGUCAGCCGUUUCUGGGGCGAGUAUUUCCCCGGAUUCCUCGAAGGCGCCCUCAAGUCCCGCCACUCGUUCCCCGCCAUUGGUCUCUGGGACGGCGUGCCCUUUGGCUUCUUUGAGGUCUAUUGGGUCAAGGAGGACAUGCUGGGCCAUUACCUCAACGGCGAAGCUGCCGACUGGGAUCGAGGUCUGCACGUCAUGGUUGGAGAGGAGUGGGCACGCGGUCGUGUAUCCAAGUGGCUGUCGGCACUGGUGCACUGGUGCCUGCUUGUCGAUUAUCGAACCAUGAACAUCUGCCUGGAGCCCAGAAUCGACAAUGAGAGGUGA
Molecule: messenger RNA, 1500 nt
Organism: Geosmithia morbida
Lineage: Eukaryota; Fungi; Ascomycota; Sordariomycetes; Hypocreales; Bionectriaceae
Product: AlcB
Exons: 1
Coding region: 1-1500 (499 amino acids)
Biological process (GO): siderophore biosynthetic process
Source: RefSeq, a predicted model, not a curated record